UUUUUAAUUUAAGUUCAUCGGUAGUUGAUUUUGCAUUCGUUUAGCUGAGCGUGGUGGCGGUGAACAAAUGGCGGUUUCAGCCAUCGCCGAAGAGGGCGAAGCUCCACUGCUCGGCGGCGCCGUCGUGGACUACAAAGGUCGUCCGGCCAGCCGAUCAAAUUCCGGCGGAUGGAAAUCUGCAUCUUUCAUCAUAGGUGUAGAAGUCACCGAGAGGUUUGCGUGCACUGGCAUAUCGGCCAAUCUCAUAAGCUAUCUGACCGGUCCGCUCGGCCAAUCGACGGCCUCGGCGGCCGAAAAUGUGAAUGCGUGGUCGGGGACUAUGUUCCUUCUGCCGCUUUUGGGGGCUUUUGUUGCCGAUUCAUAUCUCGGACGUUUUCGCACCAUCGUCAUUGCUUCCUUGCUCUACAUUCUGGGACUUGGCUUGUUGACCGUAUCUGCUGUGCUUACUUCUCUGAGCUCUUCUGAAAGCCAAAUUACAGCAAAACGAAUGCCAAUUUCUUCUCCAAAGGUCCAAGUUAUCUUCUUCUUCUUUUCACUAUAUCUCGUGGCAAUUGCGCAGGGAGGGCACAAGCCUUGUGUCCAGUCUUUUGGAGCUGACCAGUUCGAUUCACGAGAUUCAAAAGAGUGCAAAGCCAAAAGCUCAUUCUUCAACUGGUGGUAUUUUGGUAUAUCUGUCGGUACUUUGGCAGCUCUCUUGAUCUUGAGUUACAUUCAAGACUACCUUAGUUGGGGUCUUGGGUUUGGAAUCCCAUGUAUUGUCAUGGCUUUUGCACUACUCAUUUUCUUGCUUGGAAGUAGGACUUAUAGGUUUAGCAUUAAAAGGGAUGAGAAAAAUCCCUUUUCAAGAAUUGCUCAAGUAUUUAUAAAUGCAGCUAGGAAUUGGCGUACUACCCCUUCUGCAAAAGCUAUUGAAGAGGAAGCUCGGGGAAGCCCAACUCAUAACGGUUCUCAACAAUUCAAGUUUCUUAACAAAGCCUUGCUUGCACCCGAUGGUUCAGAGGCUGGUGUAAGGGUGUCUAGCAUCGGUGAGGUUGAAGAAGCAAAGGCAGUUCUAAGGCUGGUUCCCAUAUGGGUUACAAGUUUGGUUUAUGGUAUUGUAUUUGCGCAGUCCUCAACUCUCUUUACCAAGCAAGGGGUCACCAUGGACAGAUCGAUUGGAUCAAACUUCGAAAUACCAGCUGCUUCACUUCAGUCAUUUACUACGUUUACAAUUCUUCUCUUCAUUCCCAUUUACGAUCGCAUAUUUGUUCCUAUAGCAAGAGCUAUCACUGGAAAACCCUCGGGCAUAACAAUGCUUCAAAGAAUGGGAACUGGAAUGUUCAUAUCUGCAAUUUCCAUGGUAAUUGCAGCUCUGGUUGAAAGGAAACGACUCGAAACUGCUGAAGAAUAUGGGCUGGUUGAUAAGCCGGAGGAAACUGUUCCCAUGAGUGUCUUGUGGUUGGUACCACAAUAUCUGUUGUUUGGUAUUGCCGAUGUGUUCACCUAUGUUGGUUUGCAAGAAUUUUUCUAUGAUCAGGUGCCAAAUGAUUUGAGGAGUGUCGGUCUGGCUCUGUACCUCAGUGUCAUUGGCAUAGGGAGCUUCCUGAGCAGCUUUCUCAUCUCUGUCAUCCAGAAAGCUACCGGUGAAGAUGGUUGGUUUUCGGAUAACUUGAAUCGAGCACAUCUGGAUUACUUCUAUUGGCUUCUUGCUGCAUUGAGUGCAGUGGCAUUGGUUGCCUUCUUGUACUUUGCAAAAUCUUACAUAUACAAUCGAGGAAGUAAUAUUUGAAAUUGCUCAAGACCACAAUCAUCAUACUAUAUUGACAGAUAUAUGAUAUACAUGAUCUGGAAUUGUUCUGAGAAAGGUUUUAGAUCGACUUUAUAUCUUCCUGUGCAUUGUAUCUAAUUUAUGAAAAAUGCUAGAAUUGGAGUGCUUAUAUAUAAAAAUUGUAGAUAUUUCU
Messenger RNA from Cornus florida, 1940 nucleotides. Its product is annotated as protein NRT1/ PTR FAMILY 5.10-like. Gene Ontology annotation, cellular component: membrane. Gene Ontology annotation, molecular function: tripeptide transmembrane transporter activity; dipeptide transmembrane transporter activity. Lineage: Eukaryota; Viridiplantae; Streptophyta; Magnoliopsida; Cornales; Cornaceae. The record is from RefSeq and is a predicted model, not a curated record. Gene Ontology annotation, biological process: dipeptide transport; transmembrane transport. The transcript has 4 exons. The coding region runs from base 68 to 1768 and encodes 566 amino acids.